CACCGACGCCCAUCAGUCCAUCACCGAUCGUCACAUAGAUGCACAAAACAAUAUUGAAAUCAAGCUGUAUGUUAUGUUCCCGCGUACCUGGAGUUGAAACACGAAACCGAUCGACAACGACACACAUAUAUAUGUAUUGCGAUACGCAACUGGAAUGCGCCAUUGGGCGGGCGAUCCAUCCAUCCAACAACACACUGCCGCUGUCGCCGCCGGCCGACCGCCGUGCUUGCUUCCAUUGCCAACAAGACAAAGAGAAGCUCCCUUGCCGGCCGGUCUCUCGUGCCUCCCUGGGCCACGCGCGUGAUGGGGUACUCCUGGGCCUGGCUUCCGGCCGCCGUGCUGCUGCUGGCCACGACCCACGCCAUGGCGGCGGCGUCCGGCAUUCAGACGACCGAGGCGGCGAGCGUCAUCCGUCCGCCGGCGGCCACCGCGCGCUACAGCCCAGGAGCCUUCAGGGAGGCGCCAGCGUUCCGCAACGGCGACGCCUGCGCGUCCCCCUCCUCCUCCUCCCGCGUGCACAUCGCCAUGACGCUGGACGCCACCUACCUGCGCGGCACCAUCGCCGCGGUCUUCUCCAUCCUGCGGCACGCGGCGUGCCCGGAAGACAUCACCUUCCACUUCCUGGCCGCCCACCACCGCGACGCCGACGCCGUGCGGCACACGUUCCCGUACCUGGACUACCGCGUGCACCGCUUCGACCCGGCCCGCGUCAGCGCGCGCAUCUCGCGGUCCGUGCGCACCGCGCUGGACCAGCCGCUCAACUACGCGCGCAUCUACCUCGCCGACAUGCUGCCCCGCUCCGUCGCCCGCGUCAUCUACCUCGACUCCGACCUCGUGGUCGUCGACGACAUCCAUAAACUCUGGUCCGUCGACCUCGGCCCUGACCGCGUCGUGGCGGCACCAGAGUACUGCCACACCAACUUCACCAAGUACUUCACCGACGCCUUCUGGUCGGACGCGAACCUCAGCGCCACAUUCCAACACCGCCGCCGCCGGCCCUGCUACUUCAACACGGGCGUCAUGGUCAUGGACGUCGCGCGGUGGCGCGCCGGAGGGUACUCCAGGCGGGUGGAGGAGUGGAUGGCCGUGCAGAAACAAGAAAAGAGGAUAUACAGCCUCGGCUCGCUACCGCCGUACCUGCUGGUGCUCGCCGGGGAGAUCAUGCCCGUGGACCACCGCUGGAACCAGCACGGCCUCGGCGGGGACAACGUCGAGGGGAGGUGCCGGAGCCUCCACCCGGGCCCCAUCAGCCUGCUGCACUGGAGCGGCAAGGGCAAACCGUGGCUCAGGCUCGACUCAAAAAAGCCAUGCGCCGUCGACCACCUCUGGGCGCCGUACGACCUCUACAACGCCGCCACCGCGCUCGAGGACUGAACUCAACCUCGCCGCCGCCGUGCGCGCUGAUCAGUGCGCCAACUGCCGUGAUCGAUUAAGACGAGAUCGAGCUCGCAUUGAUCGCGAUGAGGGGCAGGCAGGCAGAUCGAGGAGAAGGGAUCGAUGCUUCAGAGAAAAUCACGAAACACAUCGAUUGAUCGAUCGAUCGAUCAUCAGGGCAAGCUGGUUCAUGCGACUGCAUGUGCAAGCGCAACAAACACAUUAUUAGCUUCCAAGGCUCGAAGAAUUCGCACGUGGCGAACGGACUAUAGUGUUGUACAGUAUAUUUGUAAAUAAUAAAGAGGUUAGUUAGGAGGCGACAAUACAAAUACAGCUCUUUUUUUGUC
This is a messenger RNA of Lolium perenne, 1721 nucleotides long. Its product is annotated as probable galacturonosyltransferase-like 4. The record is from RefSeq and is a predicted model, not a curated record. Gene Ontology annotation, molecular function: glycosyltransferase activity. Gene Ontology annotation, cellular component: Golgi apparatus. Lineage: Eukaryota; Viridiplantae; Streptophyta; Magnoliopsida; Poales; Poaceae.